AUGGCGCAACCACCGCCCCCGCAGCAACAGCAACAGCAACAGCAAUAUGCGAUGCCGUCUCCGCAGUAUUCACCGCCGCAUUCGGCAGCGGCGAUGUCCCCAGCGAACUCUCAGUUCCCUUUCCCCCCAGCUAAGAAACAACGAUUAUCUCCAAAUCCACCAUCCCAACCCAGCUCGCCCUACGUCCAGUCCCCCUAUGCUAUGAGCCCUGGAACAGCUGCACCGCAAUCUGCGAGUGCCUCUCCUCACUUUGCAAACGUUCAACUUCCACCGAAUGUCUACAAUACGCCAUACUCGAACGGCCAUACAACACCCAACAUCAACCUCCCCCAGGCCCAGCCCCAACCGAAUCACCAGAACCACCAGCAGCCAAAUCCACUCAAUCUACCCAACCAGAUUAAUACGCAGAAUAACUUUAACGACUACAAUAUGGCUCCACGGGGGCCUGGCUCUAUGGGCCCGCCCUCAAAGCCCGCCGAUAGAUCAAGAGAAGACGGCGUUGAUAUGAUGGAUGUAUUAGGAGGCACAGGAGUCGACAUACGAGAAGAAGAGCAAUACAUGUACCAGUCCUUCAAUUCUCAGCAAUCCGGCUCGCAGUCAGGCACUAUCUCGUCAAGCCAUAGUUUCACUCAGUUUCCUCCUGGAGACGAGAGGUCGUUCUAUGGGGCGGGUCCUGCAAAUGCAGCUCCUGAGCAGGUGAAUGGAAAGUCACAAGAGGAGUACGAAAAGAAAGCGGCAGAUAAAGCCUGGCAUGAUGCAGCUCGGAACAUAUCCGUUUCGAGACAGCGUGAACUCGGUGACCCGUUUUUGGACACGGCACGUACACAAUUGAAGGAGCAACGAAUCGCUCAGGACCAUGGACUUUUACUGCACUUAGGGCCUAAUGGGCUGAUGGGUCAGAUGGUCCUGCCUAAUCAGUUCUCGCAGUCUAAUGUAAACGUGCAAACGGCUGUAGGACCCAAUGGAGCUAUGACUGCCACUAGUGGUAACUUUCUCUCCCCGGAAUCCCUGCUCGUGGACCAGCUCUGUCUCCUCUCAAUUGCGACUAAGCAUCGCUUGAGAGGGUUUAUCGAGGAGGCUGCAAAAUUAGCCAAGGGACGACAGACUGGAUCUCAUGGGAUCGUUCCUGGCGAAUGGGCUGACGCCGCGGCUUCGGCUUCUAUGUCUACUGCUGUACCUGAAGGGGGCCCGCGCAGUGGAUGGGAGAGUGCAGUUAGCCCUCAGUCUAACCCACGAAAGCGCUCGCAUUCCGCUGCAAACAAGUUGCCAACUCCUGUUUCGGACGGCUCAAAGACACCAUCUGAAACCCCCAAAUUUACUAAUGAGGUUGUCAGUGCCCUCCGAGCAUCAGCACUGAAAGAGCGUGCAGACGAAGAAGAACGGCUCCGGAAGCGAGCGGCUCGAGCUGCUCGCGCUUCAGGGGAUGUCACUCGGUCAGGCUCUGUAAUUCCUGGAACGCCUGGUUCUAUUGCUCCCGAAGUUCCAGAGAAGGGAUCUUCGAAAAAAGAGACCAAAAAGAAGGCAGAUAGCAAAGCAAGCGAAGAAGCUAAUCACAAAGCUGCGAACGCAACUACUUCGCAGUUCUUGAGUGGGAGUCGAGGUUUGUUUGGAAAGAAGAAGCAAUAUAGUUGGAUGAGCAAUGCGGCAAGUGGUACCAGUACUCCUUCUCGUCUCAUGACUUCUGGGCUCCCUGGCACGCCUCCUGCUGCCCCUGCUCCCGAGAAGCUAACUGCAGAGGGCGUCAGACGUCUGGGAAUGUGGCGAGAAGACAAGGAAAAAGGCACUGGUAUCCAGCUCCGUGACUGGAUCUGCGUUCUCGAGGAUGAUGGUCAUGAGAAGAGGGCGUUGCAGAAGGCGUAUACUCUUUUAGAUGGCUCGGAGCCGAAGUGA
Molecule: messenger RNA, 1890 nt
Organism: Lachnellula hyalina
Lineage: Eukaryota; Fungi; Ascomycota; Leotiomycetes; Helotiales; Lachnaceae
Exons: 2
Coding region: 1-1890 (629 amino acids)
Biological process (GO): DNA-templated transcription initiation
Cellular component (GO): transcription factor TFIID complex
Source: RefSeq, a predicted model, not a curated record